Dendrobium catenatum is the source of this 2688-nucleotide messenger RNA. RefSeq names its product phospholipase D alpha 1. Lineage: Eukaryota; Viridiplantae; Streptophyta; Magnoliopsida; Asparagales; Orchidaceae. The transcript has 5 exons. The coding region runs from base 175 to 2445 and encodes 756 amino acids. Gene Ontology annotation, cellular component: plasma membrane. The record is from RefSeq and is a predicted model, not a curated record. Gene Ontology annotation, biological process: phosphatidylcholine metabolic process; phospholipid catabolic process. Gene Ontology annotation, molecular function: D-type glycerophospholipase activity; calcium ion binding.
UUGAAAUCUGCAUUGAAGUGGUUUGCAAGGAGAUUUUCUUGGAUCAAGCGGGUCUCCUCCUGCUUGCCCAGCCGGCUCGCCGGCGACAUCGAGAACGUGUUGGGGUGGGCACCAGAGGCCAAACUAUACGCCACCGUCGACUUAGAAAAAGCCCGUGUUGGCCGUACUCGUCUGAUGAUCUCCGGCGACCCUACCAACCCUCGCUGGCACGAAUCCUUCCGCAUCUACUGCGCCCACAUGGCCGAACACGUCAUCUUUACCCUCAAAUCCGACAACCCCAUCGGUGCCACCCUCUUAGGACGCGCCUAUCUCCCCGUCGCCUCCAUCAUCAACAACACCCUAAUCGACUCCUCCCUCGACAUCUGCGGCGAAGAUCUCCGCCCCCUCGGUGGUCGUAUUCACGUCAAAGUUCGUUACACCGCCGUCGCCGGCAGCGAUAUGGGCGGAUGGGGAAGAGGAAUCCCCAACACUUUCUUCAAGCAGAGGGAGGGAUGCAAGGUGACGCUCUACCACGACGCGCAUGUCGACGGGAGUUUUGUUCCAAGAAUACUCCUCGCCGGCGGCGAGGUGUUUCGGCCGGGGCGUUGUUGGGAGGAUAUGUUCGAUGCGAUUUCGGGAGCGAGGCGUUUUAUUUACGUUGCAGGGUGGUCGGUGUACGCGGAGAUUAGUUUGGUUAGGGAAGGGCAGAGAGGGCAAGCAGGGGAAGCGACGCUGGGGGAGAUGCUGAAAAGAAAAGCAGGGGAAGGGGUGAGAGUGUUGAUGUUGGUGUGGGAUGACCGGAGCUCGGUGGGGGAUUUGAAGAAGGAUGGAGUAAUGGCGACGCAUGACCAGGACACGGCGGAGUUUUUUCGUGGCUCCGGCGUUCACUGCGUGCUCUGCCCGCGGAACCCCGACGUCGGGGAGAGCUACGUCCAGGGAUUGGAGAUUGCCACCAUGUUCACCCACCACCAGAAAACGAUUAUAGUUGACUAUGCAGAGACAGCGGCGGCGGAGAUGGGAACGCAUCGCCGUAAAGGAAGAGAGGGAGUGGCGGCAAGGCGGAGGAUUGUGAGCUUCCUUGGAGGCAUCGACCUCUGCGACGGUCGGUACGAUACACAGAAACACUCUCUGUUUCAAACACUUGCUAGAGAGCAUCGAAACGACUUCCACCAGCCGAACUUCGCCGGCGCGACGUUGAGGAAGGGAGGACCGAGGGAGCCGUGGCAUGAUGUUCAUUGCCGAGUGGAAGGUGCGGCGGCGUGGGACGUGCUCUGCAACUUCGAGCAGCGGUGGAGGAAGCAAGGGGCCGGCGAUUAUCUCUUGCUCCGGCUACGAGAAAACGACGGGGGAUUAUAUGUGCUGCCGGAGGAGGAGGCGGUGGUGGCUUCUCGUAGCGACGGCAACGCGUGGAAUGUUCAGGUCUUCCGCUCCAUUGAUGGAGGCGCCGCCCAUAGUUUCCCAGACUCACCGAAGGAGGCGGCGGCGAUGGGCCUCAUAACCGGUAAGGACAACGUGAUUGAUCGCAGCAUUCAAGACGCCUACAUAAACGCCAUAAGACGUGCGAAGAACUUCAUCUACAUCGAGAACCAAUACUUCCUGGGAAGCUCCUACGCAUGGAAGGAGGAAAAAGGCAUCAAAGUGGAAGACAUUGGAGCGCUUCACUUGAUUCCCAAGGAGCUAUCAUUAAAGAUUGUGAGCAAAAUAGAGGCCGGGGAGAGAUUUGCGGUCUAUGUGGUGGUCCCGAUGUGGCCGGAAGGGGUGCCGGAGAGCGGAUCAGUUCAGGCGAUCUUGGACUGGCAGAGAAGGACAAUGGAGAUGAUGUACGAUGAUGUGGCGGAGGCAUUAAGGGCUAAGGGGAUCGCCGGUAAUGUAAGCCCUAGUGAUUACCUCAAUUUCUUCUGUUUAGGCAAUCGGGAGGUGAAGAGGGGAGGAGAGUAUGAGCCACCAGAGCGGCCAGAGCCGGAUUCCGAUUAUAGCAGAGCGCAACAGGCGAGGAGGUUCAUGAUCUACGUUCAUGCCAAGAUGAUGAUCGUGGAUGAUGAGUAUAUAGUUGUGGGCUCAGCCAACAUCAACCAAAGAUCCAUGGAUGGAGGAAGGGACACUGAGAUAGCCAUGGGAGCUUACCAGCCCAAUCAUUUAUCUUCCAGCCAACCUGCAAGAGGUCAGAUCCACGGCUUUCGAUUAUCACUGUGGUACGAGCAUUUGGGAAUGAUCGAUGACACCUUCCUUCGUCCCGAAAGUAAGGAGUGUGUCCUCAAGGUGAGGCAGAAUGCAGAGGAGAGAUGGAAAUUGUAUCUGGGAGUUUUAUUGUACAACGAUUUGUCAGGUCACCUGCUUAGCUACCCCAUCAGCAUAACAAAUAAUGGAAAGAUUGUUGUGUCGCCAUGGAUGGAGUUCUUCCCUGACACCAAAGCUAAGGUUCUCGGCACCAAGUCUGACUAUCUUCCUGCAAUUCUUACUACUUGAGAGUUUGCUUGAUGUUGCCUUCAUAUCAUUUCAACUGGAUUCAAUUAUGCUUGCGAAGGAGAUGAUUUGAUGUUGUGAUCAUGCAAUUUGUUUGAAAGAAAAGAAGAACAAAAAAAUAUCAUUGUCUCUUUUCAUUUGUGUAAUUAGACUAUUUGAUGAAUGUUAAGAAUAAGCUUAUGAAAUUACAUUAUGUAAAAUAUAUAUUAUGAUACUAACUUUUAUAUGGGUAUAUAGUUUUGGACU